Molecule: messenger RNA, 808 nt
Organism: Megalops cyprinoides (Indo-Pacific tarpon)
Lineage: Eukaryota; Metazoa; Chordata; Actinopteri; Elopiformes; Megalopidae
Product: protein FAM180A-like
Exons: 3
Coding region: 1-663 (220 amino acids)
Source: RefSeq, a predicted model, not a curated record
AUGUGGAGAGGGACUUGCAGCGCAGUCUCUGGUUUAUUCUCCCACAGGGCUGUUUGUUGUCUGACCUCCUGCUCUGGGGCAGGACCCAUCCUCUGCUGUGCGCUCGUGGCUGUGCGGGGUGCCCGGCGUGCGCCGCUGGCGAUUGGACGCCUGGUCACCAUGCUGCGCUGGGAGGUGGCGAUCGUCGCCGUCCUCUACUGCAAUGUGCUUACGUGUGCCGCUCAGGGCCGGGGCAAAGCCCUGUUCCCAGCAGCCCACAGAGUGAAGAGGGGGACAACGCUGAUGGUCAACCCCACCUUUCAGAACUCCAUAGAGGACGUCAACCUGCUCUUUGAGAUCCUGCUGGCAGGCCUGAAGAUCGAGGAUGAGCACAGUUCCUUCUCCGUGCGGGAUGAGGAGUUGGCCUCCCUCAGUCGGACCCACACCCUGGAGGCUAUCUGCGAGAACGUCCUGCCCAAACGGCUGUCAGACAUCCGCCGCCUGACCUCUGACCUUGCCAAGCACCAUGGCCCCCUGCGCAAGGAGGACUUUGAGCGCACAGUGCUGACCAUGGUGUACACCGCCUACAGACUGGCCAACAGCACCAGCUACCAGAAGGAAGCCUGGGCGGAGUCCUUUGUCAACCUGUACAGGGUCCUAAAGCAAGACCUGAUUGGUCAGUGAGGACACUGGGGGUUGUCUGCGUUUUGGGAAUUUUGUCUAAAUCUGGCAGUGUCAAUCACCACACGCCCCCCUGCCCAUGCCAUUCUCUUCCAAAUUAAGAAAGAUUGGCCAAAGCAAGAAGGGAAUGAUGCCUACUGCAGGAUAG